Molecule: messenger RNA, 2452 nt
Organism: Fusarium oxysporum Fo47
Lineage: Eukaryota; Fungi; Ascomycota; Sordariomycetes; Hypocreales; Nectriaceae
Product: WD40-repeat-containing domain protein
Exons: 3
Coding region: 459-2312 (617 amino acids)
Cellular component (GO): mRNA cleavage and polyadenylation specificity factor complex
Molecular function (GO): protein binding
Source: RefSeq, a predicted model, not a curated record
AGGAUAUUCACGCAUGUGCAUGUUUUUAGUAGAGGCACUUUAUCUCAUCAGAUCUAACCGUUGAGAGAGUCUCAAGUUUUGGAGAGAGAGAGGUCAUGUGACGUGGAGUUUUUGGAGAAAGGCGUGACUCCAAAACUGAGGUUGGCCGGUUAAUCGUCGCUUGAAUCGGCGCAUCGUAGCUUUGAACUUCAACUGAAGCUCACGCGCCUCGAGUAACAGCAUUGUCUUUGUUCUUUCUUUAUCAAAUCGAUUUACCGCCCCCAACGUCUUCUUACAGGAAUUCAAUUUUCAUCAUCGCCAUAUAGAAUCUCCGUCUGACUAGCUACUCAGAGAUUAUCCAACAACGACUUCAUAGCUGCAUUGGUUGUUCAUUUCCAUCUUGAAAGACCCACUCCCUGCGACGCGCUUCUCAAGAAGGCUAUUGUGCAUGCUUGAUACCCCAAAGAAAAUUCGUCACGAUGGCCUAUGAGCCUCGUGGUGAUCAUGGUGGUGGCCAGGGCCAAGAUGGGGCAUUUGUGAAGGUUCGAGGCAGGCGACCUGUGACUGACUAUGGUGCUACUAUAACACACUGGCAACAUGAUCGUGCCCCUAGCUAUAAGGGAGGAUAUACUGGCGAAGCUGAGCGACCUAGUGUUAGCUAUAUCGUUGAUAUGCUUCCACCUGCAGCGCGUGUCACAAAAGCUGCCGACAGUAUCCCUAUUAAGCACCUUCACUCUUCUCUUAACAAAAUCAAGCACCCCAUCAAUGUGGUGCGUUGGACACCAGAAGGUCGAAGAUUAUUAACAGCGUCGACCAGUGGCGAGUUCACACUAUGGAACGGAACAGGCUUCAAUUUCGAAACCAUCAUGCAGGCUCACGAUUCCGCCAUUCGUGCCCUGGAAUACUCACAUAGUGACGACUGGCUUAUCUCGGCGGAUCACGACGGAGUUAUCAAGUACUGGCAACCAAACUUCAACAAUGUCCAGAGCAUCAACGCCCACACUGACCCUAUUCGAGACCUUGCUUUCAGCCCAAGUGAUUCCAAAUUUGUCACUGCAAGCGAUGACUCGACCCUCAAGAUCUUUGACUUUGCUCUGGGACAAAUGGAAUCCAAGCUUGAAGGUCACGGAUGGGAUGCUAAAAGUGUGGACUGGCAUCCUACUAAAGGAUUGCUCGUAUCUGGUUCUAAGGACCAUCUUGUCAAGCUUUGGGAUCCUCGUACGAGCCGUUGUUUAACGACUCUACACGGCCACAAGAGUACUAUUACAAAAGUACUGUUUGAAAAGGUCCGUGGGGCUUGCCUCGCGACAUCUGCAAGAGAUCAGACCGCUCGUGUUUUCGAUCUUCGCAUGAUGCGUGACAUUUGCCUUCUCAAAGGUCACGAGAAGGAUAUUUCUACUCUUACAUGGCAUCCUAUCCAUCCUAAUCUUCUCAGCACUGGUGGUAUGGACGGCUCUCUAUUCCACUACCUACUCGAUUCACCAAACCCGCCUCCUGGCCAGUCCUUCACCGUUGCUCCUUACGACAGCCCUGAACCGUCAUCAGUAGCCGCUCAGUCAGUAUGGCCAAUGCACAAGGUGCCCUUUGCUCAUGAUUAUGCUAUUUGGUCUCUCGACUGGCAUCCUCUUGGACACAUCCUUGCAUCAGGAUCCAAUGACCGUAUUACGCGUUUCUGGAGCCGUGCUAGACCUGGUGAUACAGAUGUUUUCCAGGAUCGCUACCAUAUCGGUGAAGCAGCGGCCGAGGCCCAAGGAACCUGGGACCGCCGUGGCAACCGUCGUCAGCGACAGGAGGAGGAACAACAAGAGAUGGAAGACGAGAUGGACGCUCUUGUUGACCAAGACGCACCGAAAGCUGCUGUCCCCGGACUGCCUGGCAUUCCUGGACUGCCUCUUGGUGGAGGCCUACCAGGCCUUGGCUCAAGUAUUCCACCUCCUCCUAUUCCUGGUGUCGGUGCCGGCUCAGGUGCUCCUCCACCUCCUCUGCCAUUCCCCUUACCUGGACUCAACGGUGGUCCACCGCCACCCCCCUUACCUGGCCUGGAUCCCAACAAUCCUCCAGAUCCAGCUCAACUCCUCGAGCUGAUGAAGAAGGCCGGUGUGCCCCUCCCGCCACCAGGAGCCCUACCACCAGGAGCCUUACCCCCUGGGCUUAUUCCACCACCGGGAAGCAUGCCUCCGCCGCCCGGAAGCUUUGCCAUGCCGGUCCCACUACCUCCUAUGCCUGGAUUUGACGCCGACAAGGCAGACGCCCGACGGAGAGCUCCCCUACCCAGUCAAGAGGAGAGCUUGCGACACGAACAGCGACAAGGAAAAUACACGAGAGCGAGAUAGAGGAAACGCAGAAAAAGAAACGUCGAUGAUUCGAUAUCCUCUGGCGCUGGUGGUUUACGUAAUGCUAACUGGUUGCAACUAAGCAAAAAUACAUUGUAUCCUUACAGAACUAGGCACAGGUUUCAAAAACUGUAAUAUAU